AUAAACUUAAUGUAUGAACUAGAACUGUCAUGGAGUCCAGAGGACGGUGUGAUGUGAAAGAUAAAUCUCGUCUAAAAGUACGAUCCAAGUCUGCGGCCAGCCUCAAGAAUUCUCCUUAUUAUGAGAGAUUUCUUUUCUUUGAGAAAAUAUCCAGCAGCAGAGGGUCGUGUUGUAAGGAAAGAUCCACCCCCCUGAGGGAUUCAGCUAUAGACUGCAGAAACGACAUAGUUGUGGCCCAAAGUACUCGGCAGAACUCGCUAGCCAAAACUGAAACUGCGCCAGAAAGUCGGAAUGGCUCAACUCGAGAUGAACAAACAUCAAAUCGGUAUAGCUCGCUUAGAGACAAACAUCUUAGAAAAAGUCGUGCAGACUCAAAAGUGGAGAAAAGUCGAGCGGCACAUUUCAACUUUGCGUACGGACGAGUCAGUGUUGGGGAGUGUCCAGAAGAUGAUGUCUCCAAUUCAUUCCGUCUUCCUGAAACGCCUCUUCGUCAACGACACUCCUCUGAACCCAGGCAUGCCAAAUCUCAACGCCUUGGUGUAGGACGCCCUGAUAGUGUUCAGACUGAAAUUGAGAGAACUUCUGACACUCUUGACGACUGUGACAAUAUGAAAUGCACGCGCUUACACAACAGCGGUUCAGAAAAGAUCUUCGAAGACCAUUCCCUCAAAGGAUCUCAAAUUACCAAUACCGAUAGCAUGGUGUCAACAUCUCUAAUGGUUAAUGAAACAUACUCGCGACGCUGCCAUAGUUCGCCGGAUAUGACUUUGAUUACCCCGAAGCUAAAGAUAAGUCCUUCCUUUGAUGAUUUUAUCCCCGGAGAUCCAUCUUCGCCAGACUCUCAGUUCAAACCUGUGAACGAGUCGCAUUCUCAGUGUUCGGGUGAGCUCUUUCAAAGCCGAAGCGUCUCUCCUGCAGACUUCUUCUACAGUGCUUCUGUGUAUCCAUCUCUGAUGACAACAUGCAGCAGCCCAAAGUCAGAGCCGACACCAAUUCAACGAAUGUUCAGGGAUCCGGCUGAGCUAUGUGGGCAGCGGUCAGAGGCGAGCAUACAUCUCACUAGCUCGUGCACUAACUUAGCUCUGCCCAAGGAAACCACCCGAAGGAUUCAUGUCAUUAAAACUGCCCAUUCGGCUCCUAGUUUACCAGUGGAGUCUUCCCCAAGACUCGUGGACGAUUGGCUAACUUCCGUCUUGAGGCUACGCGAGGACACCCCGGAGACCUGGAUAUACCCCGAAGACGAGCAAGGCCCGUGCGUUUUCAUGCCAGAUAACGCUGGUGAUGCGGACAACUUUGAGACUGGUUCUGAUCAGGUGGGAACUGGUGACCAUGAGGAGAUGAUUAAGGCACCAAGUCUCGAGAACUCGACCCAGGAGGACAAACAAUGGUCAACUACAGGCACCAACACCGAUAUCUCUAUACAAUCAACAGAGACCUUUACAAACCACGACAAUGGCGCAGAACUUUUUUUCAAUCAUAACGACCAACCCACGAGAUGUCCCACUUGCUCCCUUGGGGCCAUAGCAAUAGAUUCCCCCUACGAUAAAUGUUGCUCUUACUGUUGUUUACACCACAAGAACAAACAAUGCUCCCAGGUUCACUUUUCUCACAUUUACCACCACGGCCUCUCUGGGUUGGAUGACCACCAAGAAGCUGGAUAUAACGCUGAGAUUACUUCCAAUGACAGAUCUUUAACUCUGGCUUCCAGACAUUUAUUCGGGACUUCAGAAUAUACUCCAGAUUUGAGCCACAAAUCAGAAAUAACGAUAUGUAUUUCUGGAGAAGAUGAAGUGGGUAAGAGCAGUCUAAGCACUAAGCUUUCUGAAGACAUUGAAAGAAGCCUCUCGUUGAAAGAUUCUCUUAAAGAACUCCGGGCUUCCCCACACUACAUCUUCCCUAGCAGCAGACCAAUGUACGAGGAAAACAUCUCAAGUCUAGUGCCUCAGCUAUCUCCGAGAAACAGUAUAGGAAGUAUUUGCAGCAUCCAGUCCUUCCGGUCCAGCAACGCUGACUCGGCAGUGGACCUGGGGCCUCCCGACGACGAUCAUGACUUUGAGUUUGCAGACUUCCUCAACCAGCACCAGUCCAGACGAUUUUCCAGCAGAAGUGACAAUGGCGAAACUGCCGAUGUGGAUCAACAGGGCGAGUCUUCCUACAACUCCUCAGAGAAAUGCUCCAUUGCGUUAAACUUAACACAUUCCUCCAUCAGGCAAUCGCCUCUUCAUUCUGGCAUCAUGAACCGCAUUGAGCCUCAGUGCAUUUCAGCCCACUUUAUUUCGCCUCAAAGCGUCAAGGCAUAUUGCGAGAAAACAUUUUUUGCAUUAGAUCCUCAAGUAAAAAGCGAUGAUUCGUUUGAGUCUAAACUCUCACUAUCUAAAGAAUCUCAUUCAUCAGGCUUUAGAUUGUAUGAAUCAGUCUCAAAAUCGAGUAGAGAUUCUUUGGAAUCGAAUACAGAUAACCAGACGAACUUGACAGCAGAUACGAGCUCUGAUAUUUAUCUCCAGUCUAAAUGUUCGAUAUCCGAAUCGACAGUUACCAAAUCGGAGCCUCAGCCGUCCAACAGAUUUGUUCAUAAUACCAAUUCCGGGUUUUCCCCAACAAAAUUGCGACACGAGGUUCUCAUCCCAGAGAACCUUCUACACAAUAUCCCUGAGCUGGUGAUCAGUGACCACAGCGAGACUGACCACCCGAUGUUGAACAAUGACCAAGGGUCUCUGGACGAGGCUGAGAUAGAGCUGGAGUCCAUAGGAAGCGGAAGCCGAUUUUCUCCCAUAGCUCCGUCACCAACUCCUUCCUCGGACAGUGACUUGUUGCAAGUGGAAGGUCAGUGCGGCUUCCGGUCACCGUCGGUGUCUUCCGUCUGCUCCGAUGUGUCCACCUGCUCCACUUGCACCAUAUAUUCGGACAGCGAUGUAGAAAAGCCAAGAAAGCAAAGCUCGUGGCGCAAAAUUCGCAGUUUUAUUCUCUGGUCUCCUUUCAUCCAAGUUUUCAAAAAGCACAGGUAUCCAUGGAUACAGCUUGCCGGUCAUCAAGGCAACUUCCAUGCUGGGGAGGCUGGCUCUGUGCUGAAAAAGUUAGACUCAAGAGAACAGACAUGUUUUAUAAAGCUGAUGUCUGACCCACUUAAACACUGUGUUCCAGAGUACAGGGGAGACGUGGAGAAAAAUGGAGAGUUAUUCAUUCAACUGCAAGACCUUCUGUGUACAUUCAAUCAUCCCUGUGUGAUGGAUGUCAAAAUGGGAGUCAGGACAUAUUUAGAAGAAGAGUUACAGAAAGCUAGAAAAUCCCCCUCACUAAGAAAGGACAUGUAUCAAAAGAUGAUAGAAAUAGAUGUGACAGCACCAACCAGUGAGGAGAAUGAACACAAGGCAGUCACCAAGCCGAGAUACAUGCAAUGGAGGGAUGAGAUGAGCUCCUCUGUGGAACUUGGUUUCAGGGUGGAAGGCAUUAAGAAGAGUGAUGGCAACUCAAGUAAAGAUUUUAAAAAGACAAAAACCAGAGAAAAUGUUUUUGACAUCCUCAAGUCAUUUGUGGGUGAUAAUGAAUGUAUAUUGGAUAAAUAUAUCAGAAGAUUAAAGGACAUUAUGACAACUCAGGAAUCAUCAGAAUUCUUUUCAUCCCAUGAGGUCAUUGGCAGUUCAUUAUUAUUUGUUCAUGAUGCGGACAAUAAUGUUGGUGUUUGGAUGAUUGAUUUCGGCAAAACUGAGCCACUUCCCACAGGAGUCACAAUAAACCAUAGGAACCAGUGGCAGGAGGGCAACCAUGAAGAUGGAUAUUUGUUUGGUUUAGACAAUUUGGUUUCUAUUUUCACAGAAGUUCAGAAGGGUAUACAAUCCAGCCCAGUUUAGACAUUUUAUUGUAUUUGUGUUUUCCAUAUUCUCUUUACAAUAGAAGGAUUUAUUGUGUGACUGUACACUUGGGGUAUUGUUCAUUCAUAUGUAGAUAAAAUAAUAUCAUAGGAUAUUUGCGAUUGGUUCAGAAUCAAGUAUUUUGCCACAUUUUCAAAUCCAACAAUAUUUUUUAUGCAGCAGAUUUGAUAGAUAAAUACUUUUUUUUUAAUAUAAACAUUAUUUACACAUUAUAUGCGAUAAGCUUACUUUUUCUUUUUAAAGAAUAUGUGUAUAUUAUAUAUACUGCUGAAAUCAAUCAUUUUUAGAUUUAAUUAUACCUGAUAUCAGUGCUUCAAUAAUCUAAUUUUUGAAACUUGUUGAAUAGAACUAUUAUUUUCAUGACCCAAGAGAAAUGUCAAAUCAUAGAAACAUUCCUCAUCAAAUAGUUAUUGAGAAUUCCAGUCCCAUAUACACUUACUAAUAACACUGUAAGAAAGAACAUUUCUUCCAACUUGUACACUACUACUGGUAGAUCUACUUAAUCCACAUCUCCUGCGCCAAGUUGUUUUGUUUUUUAUCUUCAUUCACCAAGAAAUCUUUGCCCACCUUCCAAGAGUGAUUUGCCCAUCUUCUAGGAGAUGUUUGCCCCUUUUGCUUAAGUUGUUUGGUGCAUUUUUUCGACAGAGAUGAUAAUAAUAAGGCUUGUCAUCGAGUCUGAAGGUUACGGAGGAGUGCAUAUGACUCCGCAGUCCUAGUUGUGAUCUACAUAUUAUGCCUUAUUCAGGGCAGACAUAACCUUUGUCUCCUACGGUAGUCGAUUUAUGUUCUCUUUCUGACAUCCAGUCAAUCCUCAAAGAUAGGUCUAUGUAGUGGGAGACAAUCUGUUAUACAUAGUUAUCUGACUCUUGCAUUGUUAUCAUUUAUUUCCAGAGAGUUCUCAGUUAUGAUGCUCAUGGUAAACAUAAUAAAGUUGACACUAUCAACUGUACUGUAUUGCAGUGGUGUAGCUAGGGAUUUUGGGACCUUAAGGGGGUUGGCCUCUCUAGGGGCCCCUGCAUUUUGACAUUCGACAUCAUGACAUGAGAUAAUGUACAUAAUAAAUCUAUGUCUAAUGUGGGAAAUGCAUGCAACAGGGUCAUUAACGUACAUAGCAACGUGAAUAGCAAGAUUACAUGGCAGUGACAUAAAUAUUUAAUGUAAAUAAAUAUAUUGUUAAUUUCUGACACUAAUUUGGACACCCCCCCCCCCACUCCUCCCUUAGCUACACCACUCCACUGUAUUGUGUGUUUGAGAUUAAUACUUUUGUGCCUGAAUGCCCUAGAAUAGUGUCAUAAAUAAAUUCAGAGUUAAUGGUUGUGAACAAAAUAUAUUUAAGAAUCAACUUGUUAAAUGCCAAGCUUUAGAAUUGGCAUGGCCUCCUUUGUGUAAAUAAUUUUCUAUUCAGUGACCCCUAGUUGCUGUUGUCAUAAAUGUUUGUUGUUGUUUGCAUUCAAUUCACAUUUAAUGUCACAAAUGUUUUGUAUAUCAUGAAUUAAUAACACUUUACAAUAUUUGACUUAAAAAAUUAUGGUGCUUGUUAUAAAUUUGUUUUAAGUUAAAACUAUUUUAUAUGUAAAUUUAUUGUAAAUAUGUACAUUUAUAAAUAUGAAUCCUAUUUCAAAAUGUCAACAUCUUUACUUUCAUUCUGUGUGUGUUACAGUGUGAAUGAAUGAAGGCUAUAAAAAAGGGUCCUAUGAUGAGGACAUACUGAAGCAAAACUUCACUUACAAUCAAUUAAAAGCAUGACUUACUGAAUUUCUAAGGGGGAUAUACAUUUAAAACCCCAUGUUUAUAAUUCAAGUCCUUCAAUUGACUUAUCUUUGAAUUGCAAAUCAUCCAAGCAUCACCUAGCUAGCUUUUCCCCACUAAUACCUACUUAAGGGAUUCAUCUUCACAUUUUUAAACUUUGGAAAAAAAGGGAAAUUUUUAUUACAAUCCUAAGCAAGCAUCUAUUUUUCUUUUCUUCUAUUUAAUUUAAUAAUGCACUGUUUAAUUGAUUAUGUGGAAAAUUGAAUCUAUCUGAUCAAUGCGCAUAUAUAUAUAUAUCCAGAUGAUACAAAAAUGGUUCCAAAUAUUGGUAGGCCUAAAUAAAAUUUCUAAAAAUUUCUUACGUUUAAAAAGAAAAAAAAAUAGAUUUCAAAUGAAACAAUUUGUAAUAUAUGUAGGCUUACCAAAUUUGUUUGUAAAAUUUUCAGAUUAUAAAGUAAAAAGAAAAGGUCACACCUGUAAUUACCUAUGGUGUUAUAUUUUUUUCAUCUGUGUCUAUUUUCAGUUAACUCCCUUUUAACCAUUUCACAUUUAUUUUCUAUAGCCCACUUUUUUUUUGCUGCUGAGCUGUUUAGUUUGUUUGUUGUUUUUUUGCAUACAGGUCAUAGGAAAAUAACAUGCUGUUUUCCCCAACUGCCCAUGCUGCCAUACAGGGUGUUGGCUACAUAGGUUAAUGGUUGUUGAGAUAAUAGGUGAGGGUAAUAUGGGACAUUCCCGAAAAAAAAAAUAGUUUGACAACAGUGUGAGAAAAGUAUCUGUGAAAGGACUCAGUUUGUGGGAUUUGAGUUAUUUAGAUGGAAUUGUAUGUCCUGUUGUUAGCUGGUAAACCAUUAUAUUAAAAAAAUAAUUUUCCAUAACCAUCCUGUCUGCCAAGUUUCCACGGAAGUACUUCUAUCCCAUGGUACUUGCAAAGUCAGAGGUACAUGUGUGUAUAUUAUUUUACUUUAGUAACCAUGGCAUAAAACGGUGAUCUACACCAAAAGUAAUAAAAGUACUCCUGUGUUCAGUUAUGAGCUGUGCCUGAAUUAUUGGUCUUUUUAUGCACUAAGUCUUUACAUUCCUCAACUCUGACCUUAUAUUUAACUCGUUAUAUUUAGAAAACGCCUGAUUGUAUAUUUAAAACAUAAAUUUGCAAUUUUGCCUUAGGUUCUCAUGUAAUCUGUAUUAAUGCAAUGAUCUAUCAUUAAAUUGUGAUUCUUAUAUAGCCUGGUAUAAAUAAAUGAUUUCGUCUGUAAAUAUGAAAAUGUUGGACUUCAAAGUUUGUUUCACAGUUUUCUGAAUCUCAAUAGCUACAUAACCUUUUGUGAAUGUUUUGAAUAGCUUGCGCUUAUGCUCAUUUUAUUGCUUUGUAUUAUGUAAUCUAGUAUUGUUACUUCUAAUGAAACCUAAAUGUAUUUUGUGAGUGAAACACAAUCAAAACAUUGAAAAGUAUUGUUGCAUUGAAUUUAAGUUUCUGAUUUUAAUUUUUGAUAAAUAUGUCAAGCUAAAAGUUAUAAUUCCCCAUAAUGCAAUCCUCUAAAGGGUUUUUUUUUUUCGGUAACACAUUUCUGUUUCUCCUUUUAUCAAAUAUUGGAGAUUUUCAUUAUGGUGGGAAGAUUAUAAUAGCUUGCUUUGUGGUGUAACCAGCGUACAACAUAAAUGAAGUAUAUAAAGAAUAUAUAAGUAUAUAAGAAUUUGUGUGAAUAUUUUAGCACUGCAGAAUCAAACUUUCCAAGCUCUUCCGCUUGUAGCUCAAUAAUUUCAAUGUUAAGGACUCAUUAGACUUUCACUCUUGGUAUCUGAAAACUAAGGGUCUGCUAAUUGAUAUUAUUAAAGGAGACUUGAUAUGAAGAUCCACUGUCACGCAUUGAGAUAUUGUAAAAAUUUUAUCUCGCUUCUUUUGUAUUUAGUUGGCAACAUUGAGGUUCAAUUUAGCAUCCUUGACAUUGGUUAAUUUUGUCAUGAAAAUUUCUGGCUCAACAAAUAACAAAACCUGUAUAACUGAAUUUUCAUUUAGGCCUUUGACCAUAUAAUAGAAAUUUGUAGAUUUUAUUUUAGCUAAUAAUAAUAUAUAUUGUCUUCUCUCACUUAAGCUAUGAUUGUUGUAUUACUGUAACAGUCACAUUUAUUGUCAAAAUCAAUCAUGUGUUGUUCCCGUCAUGAUUGUGAUACCUGUUACUGGGAGAUAUAAAAAUACAGCAAUAAAAUGAAGUUUUAUCAGCUUAAAUAUUGAAACAGUAAAAGUAUUUUUCAAUAGCUUCAAAAUAAUUAAAAAAAUGUAUUGAAAGAAUAUAAUAUAGACCUACUACAUUCAAAUUGGAACCCCUGUUGAAUUGAUAGCCUCAAAUCCUUCUUUUCCCUUUUAUAUACUUAGCUAUGUUUCCAUUUCCCGAAGGUUCCAGUAAGGUUGUUGGCACUCCUGGUUAAUUGUAUUUUUUUUUAACAUUCUCUCUCCCCUGUCACAUUGGACAUGGUUUUUAACAUCAACAGUGAUGAUAGUGAUCUACUGGACUUUUAAUAAUUUUAAACUGUAAUGCCCAAAAGAACUCUAACACUAGUUUGUUUUAAGCUUUAGUCAUUGUAUGAACACUGUUUUCUGUAAAAACUACACUGUAAAUUUAUAUAUUACUAAAUCAAUUUUUACGCAAGAGAUCCCUUGGUGUCCUGUCAUUCUAUUUUGAUCUAGUAUUAUUCUACAUCGUGUUUGGUAUCACUUUAAUUUGGUUUUUUACAUAGUCCAUUAUUGUUUUAAGUAUAUGUGCACUUAACGUUUUUAUUACCUCCCUUGCUUGUUUGAAAUGACUGUAUUAUUUGAUCUAUAAAUAGAAGCUGCAAAAUACAUCAAA
Messenger RNA from Biomphalaria glabrata, 8461 nucleotides. RefSeq lists its product as uncharacterized. Gene Ontology annotation, biological process: inositol phosphate biosynthetic process. Lineage: Eukaryota; Metazoa; Mollusca; Gastropoda; Planorbidae. The record is from RefSeq and is a predicted model, not a curated record. The coding region runs from base 30 to 3848 and encodes 1272 amino acids. Gene Ontology annotation, cellular component: nucleus; cytoplasm. Gene Ontology annotation, molecular function: inositol-1,4,5-trisphosphate 3-kinase activity; inositol tetrakisphosphate kinase activity. The transcript has 8 exons.